GCCUCCCAGCCGAGAUGGGCGGGGACUAUCGGCAACACCCAGACCGCCGAGAAAACUAUAGGGACAGUUUACAGGGAUCAUCCACGUGAGCAGUAUGAUAGACCUUUUGAUAGACGUGAUGGACAGCGGGAUUCACAGCCAGUGUUUUCCUCGCAGUUCAAAAGUAAGCUACCUCCAAGAUUCCAGAAACAACAACAGCAACAAGAGAUGAUGCGUGCUGGUGGGGGUGGCCAACCUUUUCGUGGACAAAAUUCACAGGCAGCUCCAUUAUUUGAACCACGCUUUGGUUCAAGCGCAGGAGGACGGUUUAUGAAUCGGGAUAAUGAAAGUAAAGAGAGAAGAAUGAGGACAGACAGUGAUACCUCUGGGGAAAUUACAGAUGAGAGGCCAGCAAGUGGACUUUCAGCAGAACGUCACAGAGAUGAUAGAGAGGAAAGGCUGGAUCGCCCAGACCAGAGAGACUAUAGAUAUGAUCGAUCUGAUAGAAACGAUAGGUCAGAGCGCCUAGACAGGAUUGAGAGAUCUGAAAGAUCUGACCGCCCAGAUCGCUCAGAGCGCAUUGACCGACCUGAUCGCUCAGAGAGAAUUGACCGAGCAGACCGUGGAGAGAGAAUUGAUAGGCCAGAUCGCUCGGAAAGAAUUGACAGGCCAGAUCGUUCAGAACGCAUUGACAGACCUGAGCGAGUAGAGAGACCAGAAAGGGUUGACUCUCGAGGCAGGGAUGAAUUCUAUGAUAGACCAGAUAGAGAUGGGAGGUAUCGCGGCCGAGGCUCCCAAGGAAAUUAUAGGAUUCGGGACCGCGACCGUGAUCGCGACCGGGACCGGGACCGUGAUUGUGGGCACGAACUUCCUAUUAUGAAAAGUAUGAGGAACGUCUUGAGCCGCGAGACUUGGAUUAUGAUAGACGGCGAAACAUGAAUGGUGAAGAUUGGAACAACCGAGGCAGAGACUUUGAAAGGGAAGGAAGCAAGGGCCGUAAAGUCUUUGAUGAUAGAAUGA
This is a messenger RNA of Penaeus monodon (black tiger shrimp), 999 nucleotides long. Its product is annotated as balbiani ring protein 6-like. Lineage: Eukaryota; Metazoa; Arthropoda; Malacostraca; Decapoda; Penaeidae. The transcript is spliced from 4 exons. Bases 208 to 918 code for a protein of 236 amino acids. The record is from RefSeq and is a predicted model, not a curated record.